AUGGAACUCAGAGGAUUUGAAGAAGACAUGAGAGAGGAGGAGGGACAGGCUGAAGACAGCAUAGUAGAAGAGAGGGAUCAGUGGGGCUCUAAAACAGAGUAUAUUUUAGCUACUGCUGGAACUAUAGUUGGCCUGGGGAAUUUCUGGAGGUUCCCAUAUCUCUGUUAUAAGUAUGGGGGUGGUGCUUUUUUAGUGCCCUACGUGAUAUCUAUUGCCGUUUUGGGGGUACCUAUGUUCCUGUUGGAAGCAUGGAUUGGUCAGUACACCCAGGAAGGCCUAGUCACCUGUUGGAGAAAACUCUUCCCACUGGCACAAGGGAUUGGCUAUGCUGAACUACUAAUCAACAUAUAUAGUUGUGCUUAUAUGAUAGUCCUGACCUGGUCUCUGUUCUACCUGGUGUUCUCCUUCAGAUCCCAGCUACCCUGGGCCAGCUGUGGAAACACCUGGAACACAGAUAAGUGUGUGGACCUCACUGCAGCCAAUCAGACGAUCAACUGGACGUCCACAGUAAACACCACAUCAGCUGCUACUGAGUUCUGGGAGCGCCGGGUGUUGGCAAUGUCAGGGUCCAUAGAGGAGGUGGGCAGUGUGAGAUGGGAGCUGGUGCUUUGUCUCAUCAUCUGCUGGGCUGCCAGCUACUUCAGCAUUUGGAAAGGAGUCAAGUCCACUGGCAAGGUUGUGUAUUUCACAGCCACGUUCCCCUACGUGAUGCUCUUACUGUUAUUGGUGAGAGGCUUGACUUUACCUGGAGCUUGGGAGGGAGUUUACUAUUACCUCUAUCCUGAUCUGGAUGGUCUUGCAGACCCUCAGGUGUGGAUGGAGGCUGAAGUCCUUUUUUCAUACAGUAUUGGAGUAGGCAACCAACUUAUUCUUGGAAGUUUUAACAAAUUCAAGAACAAUUGUUACAAAGACUGUCUGUGGCUGAGUUUGCUGAACAGUGGGACCAGUUUUGUCGCUGGAUUUGCAGUAUUUUCUGUCCUAGGAUUCAUGGCCAAGAAACAGGGUGUUCCAAUAGAAACGGUGGCAGAGUCAGGUCCUGGUCUGACAUUCAUCGUGUAUCCUCAAGCCGCAGCCAUGAUGCCCCUUCCUCAACUCUGGUCAAGCUGUUUAUUCAUCAUGCUUCCCCUACUGGGUGUGGACUCACAGUUUGUAGGUUAUGAGGCAUUCGUAACCUCUGCCAUUGACUUGCUCCCUACAAUACUGCGUAGAAGAGGACGUUGGGAACUCUUUGUCCUCCUCUUUAGUGUCUCGUGUUUCCUUGUAAAUCUGACUCUCGUCACACAGGGAGGGGUCUAUGUUUUCCAACUCAUAGACUACUACGCCUACAGUGGUAUCUGUAUUUUUUUCAUGGCUCUGUUUGAGUCUCUAGUCAUGGGCUGGAUAUUUGGUGCUGGUCGUGUAUGUGACAUCACGGACAUGACUGGACAGCGGCCUUGUGUUCUCUUCCAGCUGUGCUGGCGUUAUCUAACCCCAGUUAUGUGUCUGGGUUCCUUAAUUUUCUACCUAGUGGACUACAAACCUCUAAAGUUUAACCACUGGUACGUGUACCCAGAUUGGGCAUACGCCCUUGGAUGGACCAUGGCUCUCUCCUCCAUCCUACUGGUACCAGUGUGGGGGAUUGGAAAGAUCUGUGUUGGCACAGGCAGCCUCAAGCAGUUGUUUAAUACUUAUAAAAUUAUCCUGGCCUGGUCUUUGUUCUACCUGGUGUUCUCCUUCAGAUCCCAGCUACCCUGGGCCAGCUGUGGAAACACCUGGAACACAGAUAAGUGUGUGGACCUCACUGCAGCCAAUCAGACGAUCAACUGGACGUCCACAGUAAACACCACAUCAGCUGCUACUGAGUUCUGGGAGCGCCGGGUGUUGGCAAUGUCAGGGUCCAUAGAGGAGGUGGGCAGUGUGAGAUGGGAGCUGGUGCUUUGUCUCAUCAUCUGCUGGGCUGCCUGCUACUUCAGCAUUUGGAAAGGAGUCAAGUCCACUGGCAAGGUGGUGUAUUUUACUGCAACGUUCCCAUAUGUGAUGCUCUUGCUGUUGUUGGUGAGAGGCUUGACUUUACCUGGAGCUUGGGAUGGAGUUUACUAUUACCUCUAUCCUGAUCUGGAUGGUCUGGCAGACCCUCAGGUGUGGGUGGAGGCUGGAAGUCAAAUCCUCUUCUCAUACAGUUUUGGAACAGGCAACCUACUUACUCUGGGAAGUUUUAACAAAAAUAAGAACAACUGUUACAAAGACUGUCUGUGGCUGAGUUUGCUGAACAGUGGGACCAGUUUUGUCGCUGGAUUUGCAGUAUUUUCUGUCCUAGGAUUCAGCCAAAAACAGGGUGGUCCAAUAGAAACGGUGGCAGAAUCAGGUCCUGGUCUGGCAUUCAUCGUGUAUCCUCAAGCCGCAGCCAUGAUGCCCCUUCCUCAACUCUGGACAGUCUGUUUCUUCAUCAUGCUUCUCCUACUGGGUGUGGACUCACAGUUCGUAAGUUUUCAGACAUUCGUAACCUCUGCCAUUGACUUGCUCCCUACAAUACUGCGUAGAAGAGGACGUCGGGAACUCUUUGUCCUCCUCUUUAGUGUCUCGUGUUUCCUUAUAAAUCUGACUCUCGUCACACAGGGGGGAAUCUAUGUUUUCCAGCUCAUAGAAUACUACGCCUGCAGUGGUAUCUGUAUUUUCUUCAUGGCUCUGUUUGAGUCUCUAGUCAUGGGCUGGAUAUUUGGUGCUGGUCGUGUAUGCGACAUCACUGAGGACAUGACUGGACAGCGGCCUUGUGUUCUCUUCCAGCUGUGCUGGCGUUAUCUAACCCCAGUUAUGUGUCUGGGUUCCUUAAUUUUCUACCUAGUGGACUACAAACCUCUAAGGUUUAACCACCGGUACGUGUACCCAGAUUGGUCAUACGCCCUUGGAUGGACCAUGGCUCUCUCCUCCAUCCUACUGGUACCAGUGUGGGGGAUUGGAAAGAUCUGUGUUGGCACAGGCAGCCUCAAGCAGCGUAUAGCUGUCCUCUGUCAUCCAGAAGAUGGACUUCCUCCUAACAAGGAAAAUAACACAAGACAUCAAGCUCUCAUAAUAAUGGACACCUUUAGUAUAUAA
Messenger RNA from Osmerus eperlanus (European smelt), 3072 nucleotides. Its product is annotated as sodium- and chloride-dependent GABA transporter 2-like. Gene Ontology annotation, cellular component: plasma membrane. The record is from RefSeq and is a predicted model, not a curated record. Gene Ontology annotation, biological process: sodium ion transmembrane transport. Gene Ontology annotation, molecular function: gamma-aminobutyric acid:sodium:chloride symporter activity. NCBI's taxonomy places the organism in Eukaryota, Metazoa, Chordata, Actinopteri, Osmeriformes, Osmeridae.